UUUUCAUUUAUUGAUUUCCUCAUAGAGGAAUAUAUUUAUAUAAUAAUCCUAAUUGACCAUGUAUGAAUAAACCAUAUAUUUAUGAGUACACCAGAUAUGUGCAAAUUACUUAAAGCAUGUAUGAAUAAACCAUAUGUAUGAAUAAUAUAUUUUUUUUGCAGAUGUAGGGUGUCCUAGCAUUGUGUCAUACAUGAAUGUUGGUUAGAAACUAAAAGCAUGUAUGUAUUAAGUUUGUGUUACAAUCGUAUAUGAAUAAACCAUAUGGAGUUCAACUGAUAAAGAAAAAAAUGAAUAUAAUCAGAUCCAGUCCAGAAACACUAAAUCAGAAGUAAAAAAAAAAAAAUCCAAUCUUCUCCUUAAAGAAAAGAAUAAUGUAGAACUUAAAUAACCCAACUUGCAUUUCCUGUUUACAGAAAAUGAAUAAACCAAUAUUCUACCAGAAAUGCCAACUGGGUUAGCUCAAUAAUCCAAUAAAAGAAUCAAUUAUUGUUGGAUGUGAUGAAUCCUUAUAUUUAAUACAUAGCAAUGAUAUAACAGUAAACAAAUUGAAAUAAUUAAUUACAUGAAUGACUUAAUUAACUGACCUUGAAAGGAUUGAGUAAAGAUCAAUAUUAUCUAUCCAAAGUCUCAAACUCAGAAGAACCUCCCAUGAAUCAAAACCUCAGGCAAACAAAAAUCAAAACCUUCUACAAGAGCUCCCGAAUCCUUGUCAGAUAUGCUUUUAUCCAUUCUCAAGCCGACAACAACCCUGCCAUGUGCCUCCAUAAAAAAUUGAUCAAGCAAAGUUUCAGGAUUCUUCAUAUAUUACGUAGCUAGAUUUUUUUUCAGAGUUUUUUGGUCGUCAAACAAAACAUUAGUUAUAGUAUUUUUAAUGAGUAAAGUUUCAGAUAUUUAGCAUAAGUUUCCACUAGUAUAUAUGCAUGUAUGUAAAUAAAUAUACUGCCCCUCCUCGUAUUCGUACAUCUCUGCAACUGUGAACAUUAGUUCAUUGAUCUCAGCUUUUCCAGCCAUAUGGAGUUACUUAAAGCAUGUAUGAAUAAACCAGCAUGAUAUGAGCGUAAAAAAUUACUUAUGUCUGAAACAAUAUAUAUUAUAGCUAGGACACCCUACAUCUGCAACUCUAUUUAUUGUAAUGAUGUAUUUUCAUUAUAGUAGUAAUUUUAAAUACAUGUUUUCUAUUUAUUAAUUCUUUAUAAUUUUUUGAGCACACGUCAGUAGGACUGAAUUUUAAAUUAUUUUAUACUCCUUUAAUUUAUUUCUUUUUAUUAUAUGUACGAUUUUGAAAGCAAAAUUUAUUUUUAUGCAAUUGAUAUAUUGGUCCUGGGUCUUAUAGUAGAGCCUUAAACCUGAACCAGAUGUUAAAUUGUUAAUACAUGGCUUCUUAGCUAGGAUAAAGAGUACACUGGUGCUACCAAGUUAAACAGUAUAAUUAAGAUGGAUAUAUCCUGGCAUUGAUUAGUGUUUCAAUAUAUAAACAUAAAAAAGAGAGGACUACAUACGAAGGAAGAAAGUGCAUAUACGUGGUCCUUUUCUGCCUUCACAUCUUGCUUUGUCUUUUUUUUUUCUUGAGUAUGACACAUGUUUGAUAAGAGAUGUUAAUGAUGUAUUUGAAUUUCUAUUGAUUGUUCAAUUGAAUUUUUAUCAUUAUUCUUGAUAAGCAUAUGCAUCAGCUUCUUAAUUAAUCCUUUGUUAUUAUAUUAUUUUUCUUUUAGUUAUAUAGUGUGGAUAGUCAAGAAAUGGAAAGUAGUAUAGUUAAUGCUUCGGCUACUUCAAGAAAACGUAGAAGAGAUGAAGAGGAGGAAGAAGAACUUGAACAAAUAUUUUUCAUUAUUGUUAGUGUUGUCACUAUGCUUUUGGGUGCACUGACUUGGUAUCAUGACAAGUAUUUUGUUAAGGAACCUGCCCGAAAUUUGGAAUUAGAAAGGCAUAGUUUCCUCAAUCGUCUAUACAGGGGAACAGAAACUGAUUGCAUUGAACAAUUAAGGGUCAGUAAAAAGGCAUUUUUUAAGCUUUGUAGAAUUUUACAAGAGAAAGGGCAAUUGGUAAAAACAAAAAAUGUUCCUAUAGAUGAAGCUGUGGCAAUGUUUUUGCAUAUCCUUGCUCACAACCUAAAGUAUAGAGUUGUGCACUUUAGUUAUUGUAGAUCCAUGGAAACAAUUAGUAGGCAAUUCAAGAAUGUCCUGCGAGCUAUAAUGAAAGUAAGCAAAGAAUAUUUGAAGUUCUAUGAGUAUAAUCUAGAGGGCUCGGUGGAAAACAAAUGGAGAUGGUUUAAGAAUUCGAUUGGAGCACUUGAUGGGAUACAUAUUCCAGUAACAGUUUCUGCAGAAGAUAGACCUAGAUAUCGUAAUAGAAAGGGUGAUAUCUCUACAAAUGUUUUAGGAGUUUGUGGUCCAGAUUUAAGGUUUAUAUAUGUGUUGCCCGGGUGGGAAGGGUCAGCAGGAGAUUCUCGAGUAUUGCGAGAUGCUUUGCGUCGUCAAAAUUGUCUCCAUAUACCAAAUGGUAAAUAUUUUCUUGUGGAUGCGGGGUAUACAAAUGGCCCUGGAUUUUUAGCACCUUAUCGAGGGACUAGAUAUCAUCUUAAUGAGUGGAUCGGAAACACUCCUCAAAACUACAAGGAGUUAUUUAAUCUUCGUCAUGCAAGUGCAAGGAAUGUUAUUGAAAGGUCAUUUGGGGUAUUGAAGAAAAGAUGGAGUAUAUUAAGAACUCCUUCUUUUUUUGAUAUAAAAACACAAAUAAGAAUUAUUAAUGCUUGUUUCAUGCUACAUAAUUUCAUAAGAGAUGAACAACAUAGUGAUCCAAUUUUGGAAGCCCAAGACUUGGAACUUUUAUCUAUUGUUGAUAAUGAGUUAAUCAAUCAACAAAUGGAAAGAGUCACAAAUAAUAUUGGAGAUGAAGUCACAACUAUCCAAGCAACUGAGGAAUGGACAAGAUUCCGUGAUACUUUAGCAAUGAAUAUGUUUGCCACCUAUCAAAUAAGAAGAAACUUUGAUUAGAGAGAUGUUUUUAGUGGAUUUGGAUUUUGUUUCUUAUGUGUAAUUGACUCUAUACUCAUGUAUGUGUGAUACUUUGGAUUUUUGUAUUUCAUAAUACUUUGGAUUUUGUUUUCUUUCUAUGUGUAGUUAAUUUUAUACUUUC
This is a messenger RNA of Glycine soja, 3135 nucleotides long. RefSeq names its product protein ALP1-like. The transcript is spliced from 3 exons. The record is from RefSeq and is a predicted model, not a curated record. NCBI's taxonomy places the organism in Eukaryota, Viridiplantae, Streptophyta, Magnoliopsida, Fabales, Fabaceae. The coding region runs from base 1737 to 2993 and encodes 418 amino acids.